Molecule: messenger RNA, 1260 nt
Organism: Trichoderma virens Gv29-8
Lineage: Eukaryota; Fungi; Ascomycota; Sordariomycetes; Hypocreales; Hypocreaceae
Exons: 2
Coding region: 1-1260 (419 amino acids)
Source: RefSeq, a predicted model, not a curated record
AUGUCCUUCUCAAGAAACCGUCGGCACCGUCGCCCCAUCAUUAUUGAACCUAUCCAAACAGGUCAUGCAAAUCUCUUGGAUAGACCACACAGGUUCUCAAGACGGAGACUUAGCCCCCUGUCGGGAGCCAUCUCAGCAGAUGUUCAUUCUCUCAACUCAGUCGUGCCUGGUUUUGGUAACAUGAGGAGGGAGAUGCGAUUCGCGGAGAGACAGGCACUGAGAAAGAUCCGUAUACCGGACGCCACAUCCGCUGUGGUACCAUUCACAAAUCCAGGGGUUGAGCCUGCUUAUUAUGGAUCAUGCGUGCGACGUUCGAUUAUCGUCGAGUCACCUUCUGCAAGAGGUCAUCACAUGCCUGGUGGAAGAGGUGGUAUCCCUUUACCAUGCUCCCCCGGUACUCUUCGAAUGUCGCUUUCUGUCACUCUCUCGGCCAAUGUCACACCAACAUCUCCCUCUUCUGAAUCUGACAUUCGACGGAUGCAGCUUGCGGAUAUUCAGCGAUCACGCCUAGAACUUUGGGAACAAGGACCCAAGAGAUUCGGCCGUCUCGAAGACGCAGACGUGUUUGUCAGGCCACUGCCACUCAAAACAAGUCAUGAAGACGUCAGAUCGCUGUCAGAAGAUCCAGGCACACCAUCUACUACGUCUUCAUCCUCCCCUUUGCCAUCUCCCGCCUUGCUGUCUCCAACUUCGACAUCAUCGAGGCGGCUGUCUGUCCGGGCAAUUAUCCACUCAAAAUCACACUCACCCAUUGGACUGAAGCGCGAGUUUGAUCUAGAUGCAUUGAGAGCAACGAUACCAGAUCCUCUGCCAUCUCCUCGGUCACCAAACUUCAAUGCCGAGGCACUGUUAUCCAAUUUGGAGCCAUUGAACAGAAAACGACGGGCGUCUUAUCCACCGGAUGCCGCCUCCAUCGAUGCAAGUGGUGUUGAAGAAGAAGAUGAAGACGGAGAAGAAGGGCGUGAUGGCGAUGUAAGAAACACUGCGAAAACCGUCACGUCUCCUCGACCCAGCAAGCGGCGGCGAUUCUCAGCUCAAUCUAUUGCUGUGCCCAUAAAUGUCCAAUACGCGCGAGCACAGUUACCAGCGUUGGCUGCCGUCAUCAUGUCGGAUCGAGUACUUCGAGGAGAUACGAUAGAAUUGGCAUUGCCUCAUCCUCAGGUGUGGCCCGAGACGGUAGCAUACGUCUACACGGGAGAGUCACAACUUAUUACAGAACAGAUCAAGGAGAAUAUCCUGUAUCUGGGUGGAAAGAUUUAA